GGCGAUGUCUCAAGGGGCAAGAGUGGUGCCAGAAGGGGUUCCCCUUUGGCAACCAGAUGAAAGCGCGCGAGAGUGCCCCUUCUGUCAUCGCAAAUUUACGUUUUUCAACCGCAGACACCACUGCCGGAAGUGUGGCCGCGUGGUCUGUGGCGACUGCUCUUCUGUGUUUACGUGCUACUUGCCCAACACCUAUGUUGUAUCGCCGCAGUCCCAGAUGUUUCUGGAAACCCCCCACGUACCGCACAGAACGUGCGACGAGUGUGCUGCAGAACUGGAAAGACAGGGCCACAGAAGCCAGCCGAUCGACAUGAUCAAGAGCUCGUCCGCUAGAGAAGACACCUUAGCCCUGGAGAACGACGAGAACCUGUGUCCUGUGUGCAACAUUGACCUGUCAGACGAGACAGAUGCCGGCCGCGAGCAGCACAUCAACAACUGCUUGCACUUUUUGGAGUUCACCGGCUCGCCGGACUCUAAGAGACAAACUAAUAGAAUGCUGGUAUACACGCUGGACGCCAACGUUCGAGUUAACGAGGAUAAUGAGUGUGUCAUUUGCUUUGAGGAGUUCCACGCGGGGGACAAGGUUGGCAGGCUAGAGUGUUUGUGCUGUUUCCAUUACAAAUGCAUCAAGGACUGGAUCAACCGUAAAGGUGCGUGUGAGUGUCCUGUGCAUGCCGUGGCUGUGUCCGUUUAGACGAGCGUUAUGAGGUUAUGGAAGGUUAACGGGUAAUUUAAUGGUAUUUAAAAAAUGUGUAGAGUUGACGAUAUUUCG
This is a messenger RNA of Ogataea polymorpha, 769 nucleotides long. RefSeq lists its product as uncharacterized. Gene Ontology annotation, molecular function: metal ion binding. The coding region runs from base 5 to 691 and encodes 228 amino acids. Lineage: Eukaryota; Fungi; Ascomycota; Pichiomycetes; Pichiales; Pichiaceae. The transcript has a single exon. The record is from RefSeq and is a predicted model, not a curated record.